AUGACACUGCAUUCACCGGCGGGCACGCCGGCUCGAGCGCGCAAGCCCCCGGAGGCCUUCGCCACGUCGCUGCUGAACCUCGAGGUGAAGGUGCUGACGCAAGCGCUCGGCGCGGAGAACCAAUGGGCAGAACAGGGCGAUGGCCGUGUUGUGUUCAGUGACUUCACCAUCCGCGUCAUCGCGGCUGGCGUCGGAAAGGAUGAAACGCAGAGGGAAAGGAAGACAGCCGAGCUGACUUCCUCUGGGGCAGCUGACGCAGCCACGGCAAGCGGAAACGACGGCGUAGGGGCGGCGCCGCGGAAGAGCGUGGCCACCUCGGAUGCGUCGGCGCUGUCGAACACGGUCUCGGAGUUCGAAGAGGACGACACGGCCGACGAGCUGAUCAUUCUUGAAGACACCAUCAGCAACGACACUCCGUUUGUCGGGGAGAACUGCUGCAUUGUAUGGAAUAGCUUUGAGAAGCAGCUCUCUCUGUGCCUCAUGUAUGCCUCGGAGGAGGGCUACUCCGCGUCCUGGAGCGCGCUCGUGGCGCUGCAAGAUAAGAGCUACCCGCCGUUCCGCUUUGACCUCUUAGAGCGAUGCCGGCCAGUCAGCGAGCGGACGGCGCUGGCACCGGGUGACAGUACGUCCUCCCUCACCCCAUCCACGGCGGCGACCGACAAAACAGAGGACGUGGUGCUCCCGUACUCGUAUUUCAUCCACACCAAGUACGAUCCCCCCCUCGGCUUCAUCGAGCAUCACGCCUUGUCACUCUCCAUCAUCGAGCACCGUCACGCGACGAACCCGGCCCUCUACGCGGACAAGGAAACGGUACUGAAAAUGCUGAACAUGGCGAACGCUGACCUGCUGGACUACCUCAUAUCAGAGGACACGUUUCCGCUGCUUCUCUCGGGGCUGCAGUGCACAGCUGCGCCGCGGAGCUGGUCGGUGCCGGAGCCGCUGCGACUGCUGCACAUACCUGAAGAAGUCAUCACGUUUAUCCGGAAGGACCGCUGGAUCGGCUUUCUGCAGAACACGGUGCUUCCGAGUUGCGGCGCCGCCGAUUCGGUUGCUGAGCUGAUCGCCAAGUACGCAACUAUGAGUCGGCGAGUUCGCAACGACAUCGUGUGCGCGCUGCUCACCUGUGACAGCAUGUUCUCGGAGGCUUGCGAGGCGCUCCGGGUCCUGCCUCAGGUGACGCCAGCGAUGGCGAGCGGUGGGUCAAGUGCGCGCAACCGCGGCCUGUCCGUCGAAGCCUCGUUGAGCGUGACAUCUCUCAGCUCUGAGGGACGUUGCAGCAUGAGUGGAGUAGGGAACGGCGCACCGUCGCCCAGCUCCACACCACCGGCGGUCGACACCGUGCCCCCGGCGCAAAAGGCGGAGCUGCAAGUUCUCGCUCACCUGCGCUUUUUCCGCGAACUUGUUACCCUUAGCAUUGCCGAGCUCGGACGUGAGAUGGUCGGGCCGAUUGUGGGCAAGAUUUAUCAGAGUGGUGUGCUGGAGCCGCUCUCCCUCGUGGCGGAGAGGUUCGCGAUGCCAAACGGGACGGCGGCGGCGUUCGUCAAACACAUCAUGGACGGUAGCGGGGGCGCACUGAACGGUGCCCGGCGCAACGGCGGUGGCGGCUCGGCCUCCAACUCGAACAGCGCCGCCGCUGGUGGCACAAGCAGUACCGCCAACUGCUACUCGCUCGCGGUGGAGCAGGAGCUGGCGGCAGUGCUGGACGUCACGCUCGUGCGGCUGAACGAGCGGCAGGAGGAGCAGCUGAUGAAUGAGCACGUGCGAUCGCCGAUUUUGGCAGACCCCGUCAAAUACAACGGCAUUGUCACAUUCAUGCUGCGCCAGCUAAUCGUGGGGGGUCCUAUCGGGGCAGCCUUCGCGACCAGCGGCACUGGCACGAAUGCGACUCGUUCCUCCUUGUCCAUCUUCCCGCCACCAAAGCGUAUCCUUCGAGACAGCAUGUCCUCCACCAACCCAUUUGCGCUCUUUCACGUCCUGGGACUUCACGAUGACGAGGGGUCUGCCGCGUCGGAGCGCAAGCUGGACUCCGAAAGCACGGGCAUCCGCAAUCGGUUUCACAAUUUCAUCAUCACCAAGUACAUUGCCCACGCCACGCGUGGCGUCAUGACGCCGGUGCCGCUGCCCCCCUCCCUCGGCGGCGUCGUUGGCUCUACCCGCAACAUUCCCAUCGUGCAGUUUAACAACGCCAACGCGUCCCAGAACGGCGGCGCUAGGCCGGUGCAUCAGGACGGCAACGGCAGCGACACCGCCAGCGCGACGGUUGGGGCACCGAACACUUGCCCGGCAGCUGGCGGCGGCGGCAGCGGUGCGGCGUCGCCGGUGUUACCGCUGCCGCAGGGCAUCACUCCCGCGCUCAUCCGGGUCCUCGAGUACAUGGUGAACCUCACGAACAACGCCAAUCGCGAGUUGAUUCUGAAGACUGUCUUCCACUACAAAUCCCAUAUUUGGCACUUCAUCGAGGGCGUGUGCGACACCUUGUGCGGCGAAAACGGGGCCGGUGCACGGUGCCAGAUCGGGUUAGAUGUGCUGUGCGGCUGCGUGCGCUUUCUCAAGGUUGUCGUGACGCAGAUGACGGUGAUCACGGCAGAGGUGGAUGAGAAUCCGCUGUCGUCGUACGCGUCGUCACGUGAGCCGUUGUCGCCGCAACUCGUCACCACGAUUUGCCGCCAACUCACUGUGGAGAGGGACACCUUUGGCUACUUCCUGAAAGCAUACAACGAGCUCGGUGGGCGACGCCGCGACUCCGUCUUCCACUCGAGCCUGCUAUCAGUGCUUGACAUUAUAGGCAAAUGCUCCGUGCACGAGCCGGAGGACAGCACCACGAACAACCUACGCGAUGUUCGCGACUACCUCUUUUUCAAGCAUUUCACACGACUUCCGGAGGUAUUCGCCUGCCGUUACCGCGAAGCCCUCCUGAGCGAAGUGACCGUGCGCCUUGGCCAGGAGGCGACGCACUCGCCAAACGACAGCGUCUCUGUGCUGAGCAGCACUGCAGGCAGUGAGCUGACCCGCUGCUCUAGCAAGCUUCGCUUCGUCGACGAGGUGGAUGCAGUAUCAGGCGGUGUGGAUGGCACGGUGGUGCCCAGCAGUGUCGUGAGCCCUGCCAUUAUGGUGAGCAUGGCGAACGCGGAAGAAAAGCAGCGUCGGCGCCACGGCCGCUCGUCGAUGGAGCAAUGGAAUGCAACGGCUAACAUUGCUAUGGGCUCACCAUUGCAAGUGCGUUCGGUGGCUUCCUUGGGCUUGGCGGAUGACCAUGGUACGCGGGCUUCUCCCUCGUCCUCGCCACCGAGCCGCAAGAGCUCACCGUUGACGAUCAGCAUCACCCGCCCAGGUAGUGGUAGCAACAGCAGCAGUGGCAGCGCAGGUAGCUCCCGCACACCAGCUGGUGAUCUGCUCAAGGUAAAUGCCGCUCAGCACAAUGGCUCUUCCGUGAAUGGCGACGGGCCGCUUGCUCAGGCCAGUCCCCCCAGCACAGUGGUGCCGACCACCCGUAAAGCCGACACGGUGCUGCGGCCGACCGCGCCGAAGGAAGAAAAGCCGCCGGCGCGCCCACGCAACUUCGCGAGCGUCCUCGAAAACCCCUCGCGCACCAACGCCGCGGCUUCUGGCGAGCAAGGUCGCAAGAGUCGGAGCAUGCCAAACGCCACUGCCAAGCACGCGCCUCCCUCUCCGGAGGAAGUGUUGUUGAGCAGAACUGGACAGAGUUCCGUGCCGCAGAGUGUGGAGCACGCCAAUGGGACGGCACUACCGUUCAGUGACAACGUUGUGCUUCCCAAGAUCAAGAAGCUCCUUUCAACGGGCGGGAAGCGCUCGUGA
Leishmania major strain Friedlin is the source of this 3816-nucleotide messenger RNA. RefSeq lists its product as hypothetical. Bases 1 to 3816 code for a protein of 1271 amino acids. The transcript has a single exon. The record is from RefSeq and is a predicted model, not a curated record. NCBI's taxonomy places the organism in Eukaryota, Euglenozoa, Kinetoplastea, Trypanosomatida, Trypanosomatidae.